Vicia villosa (hairy vetch) is the source of this 1832-nucleotide messenger RNA. RefSeq lists its product as uncharacterized. The transcript is spliced from 2 exons. The record is from RefSeq and is a predicted model, not a curated record. The coding region runs from base 205 to 960 and encodes 251 amino acids. Lineage: Eukaryota; Viridiplantae; Streptophyta; Magnoliopsida; Fabales; Fabaceae.
UGAUCUUGUGAUUAAUUUUUACAGUUAAACUGGAAAAAGUGAUUGAUGUCACUCUCAUGUUUGUUACUAAUGAGUUUGAUGUCUUUGGAUUUGGUCUCAAUACUAGGUAGUUAUAAACAUGUUACUUGAAUGAAACACUACCUCAAUCUUCUCUUAUCAUAGAAACAAUCUUGUAUAAACCAAACACUACCUUAAUUUGGAGACAUGGUGAACGAUCAUCUAGAAUUUGUGUUUGUUCCAUUGGGAUUAUUGGUGUUCUUUUUAUACCAUACAUGGCUUCUCUUCACCAUUCUUCGCGAACCUCAUCGAACUGUCAUUGGCUUAAACGCUGAGUCUCGUCAUCAAUGGGUUCUUGCCAUGAUGAGUGAUCCUUGCAAGAAUGGUGUUUUGGCGAUCCAGACUAUUCGCAAUAAUAUCAUGGCAUCGACUCUUCUUGCUACAACAGCGAUCACAUUAAGUUCACUGAUUGGUAUUUUCACUAGCAGUGGGUGGAAUUCUGAUGACACAUCUUCCAUAUUUCACAGCACUGCUGAAAUCAAGCGUAUUUCGAUUACGGUUUGCUUCCUUGUUGCGUUUUUAUGCAAUAUUCAGUCUAUAAGAUGCUACUGUCAUGUCAGUUUUUUAAUCAACGCGCCUACACUCAGAGAUAAGAAAGCUUAUAUGGAAUAUAUUGCUAAGACCUUGAAUCGGGGAAGUCAUUCGUGGUCAUUAGGAUUGCGAGCGUUUUACUUGUCGUUUACUUUCUUCCUCUGGAUUUAUGGACCUAUACCAAUGUUUGUUUGUUGCUGUUUGACAUCAUUCUGUUUGUACUUUUUGGAUACAACAGCUAGAAUCACAAGGGAUCUUCAUAGUGAUUCGUUCACGAAGGAGAGUAAUGAUGUAGAAUCUGCAUUGGAGACGGAUUAUCAUCCUUUAGCCGGUAACAAUUUAGCUCAAAAUGCAGCUGUUGAUAAUGUGUAAAAUUGAUGUAUAUUCGUACCAGUUACUACAAUUUAUGCGAUCUUUUUGUGUAUGAUUGUGUUAAUAUGUAUGAACAUGUGCCUUUGCUGUUGGAAGGAUUCACUGAGAGUAGAGUUCUAGGUAGUGAAAUUUAGUUUUUUGCUAAUGGUGGUAGAAUUGAUUUAAGGUGCAUUUGCAUUUGUUAGAGUUGUGUUAUGCGUGAUAAAUAUGUAUUAUUGAUUUGAGAUAUUAUCUACCUUAUUUCCUUUUAUGUAAGUAUUCUAAUUAUGCAACAUUCACUCCCUGCUAUCAUGAGAUUUGCCUUCUACAUAUUUUUGUUUUAAUUACAAAACUAUGAGAGCUAAUCCCUCGAGCAAUUUAGCCAAAAACCUUAUCCCCAACUUGGUUUUAGAACUCGCAAUUAAUGUGGACCCAAGAGGAAAAGUCCAAAAGUUUAAAAACUACAGCCAUCAAGUUACAAACUUAACUAAUUGUUCUGUUGGUUGACCACCACUACCGUCCCUGAGAAGACAAGCAUGGUUCCCAAACCAGCAGAGUCUUCGGCCAUUGUUUCAAAUUUUGCAGGUUGUAGGGGUGGUCAAGGUGUAGUUCCUCCUCAAACUAUUAAUUGUAAGUGUUUUGGUCAUACCAAAUAUAAGUGUCAUAUCAAAGAACUUGCUUAGAUGAUCAUACCAAUUUCUAGGAGUUUGUUUAAGACCGUAUAAAGUUUUAGUAAGUUUAAAAACAUGAUCAAGAAAUGUUGAGUUGAUAAAACCUGGAGGUUUAUCAACACAUGCCUACUCCUAGAUGUACCCAUUUAAAAAAGCACUUUUUACUUUCAUCUAAAAAAGUUUGAAGUUCACAAUGCGCAAAAAAGAUAAUAGCAUCUUUAU